AUUUUUACAGUUCUAUUGCCACCUAUAAUCACAAUGGUUAUAAUAUAAUUCUUCUGGAUUAAAGUUUACAAACAAAAGGAUUCCGUUGUUAAGAAACCGGAGAUUAAAAGAGAAUGAAUUCAAUAUCUUCAGAUAGCGAGUGCUCCGACCACAAUGAAGAGCAGAGGGGCUCCAUUCGAGAGGACCUUCGCAAAAUGAGUUUCGAGGAAAUAAUGAAACUGAAAGAAGAGUUAGGUGCAAGGUUAUAUAAGGAGGCUGUAAUUGGGACCGAUAAAGAUACAACUAGGAAUUUAAAUGCUAAGAAGACUUCAUUUAAGCGCUUAAAUAAAAAUCGUCCACGUGAAUUUUCUGCUAAGAGACAAGUGCCUUUUAUAUCUGUCGAACAGAAAAAUAAACGCCAAGCUGAGGAAGAAGUGCGUGACCCACGAUUUGAUUCAAAUUGUGGAGAUUUCAAAGUUAAUCAUUUUAAAGAAAAUUAUAAAUUCCUUGUAAAAAUUAGACAAAAGGACAUAAUUCGGCUUCGCAAACAAUUACGCGAAACUGAAAACAGUGAAGAACGGGAGAGAUUGCAAAAAGAAAUUCAAAGGCUCGCCAACAAGAACCUUGAAGACAAAAAAUGGCACUUGAAGCAAGAGUCCUUGAAUCGAGAAAAGCUAGAAAUCAAACAGACGAUUCAGAAAGGCGGUCGUCCACAUUACAUCACAAAGAGGGAGCGACGUGCUAAGGAAUUAGUACAACAAUUUGAGCAACUGAAAGAAUCUGGGAAACUUAGCAAACAUUUAGAAAAACGACGCAAAAAGAAUGCGGCCAAAGAUCGUAGACAGCUCGGAUUUGCUUAGCUUUUUUACUAUUUUAAUUUAUUAAAUGCAAAUUUAUGCCUAAGGGGGGCAC
Molecule: messenger RNA, 891 nt
Organism: Rhagoletis zephyria (snowberry fruit fly)
Lineage: Eukaryota; Metazoa; Arthropoda; Insecta; Diptera; Tephritidae
Product: ribosomal RNA processing protein 36 homolog
Biological process (GO): maturation of SSU-rRNA from tricistronic rRNA transcript (SSU-rRNA, 5.8S rRNA, LSU-rRNA)
Cellular component (GO): 90S preribosome; nucleolus
Source: RefSeq, a predicted model, not a curated record